Penicillium macrosclerotiorum is the source of this 849-nucleotide messenger RNA. RefSeq names its product Polyketide synthase enoylreductase. The coding region runs from base 1 to 849 and encodes 282 amino acids. NCBI's taxonomy places the organism in Eukaryota, Fungi, Ascomycota, Eurotiomycetes, Eurotiales, Aspergillaceae. Gene Ontology annotation, molecular function: oxidoreductase activity, acting on NAD(P)H. The transcript is spliced from 2 exons. The record is from RefSeq and is a predicted model, not a curated record.
AUGGUCAGUGCAACAGUAAUGAAGGCUCUCGUCGGGGCUGAGUCCGGCGGCUACCUGCUCGACGAUGUCGAAAUACCCGUCCCAGAGCCAGGAAUGAUGCUUUGCCAAGUUCAUGCGGUCGCCCUGAGCCCGUACGACGCAAAGAUAGUAAACUAUUCGAAUACGCCUGGUGCAGUGGGCGGUUGUGACUUCGCGGGUAUAGUCGUUGGUGUGGGUGAAGGGGUUACGCGGUUCAAGGAGGGCGACCGUGUCCUUGCCGUGACCUUUGGACUUAACGCCUCAGACAAGACGGCGGGCGCUUUCGCUGAGUAUGCGCUGGCGACUGGAGGACUUGAGCUGCCAUAUCCCGUGCAAUUUUACCUUCGAGCAGGGAUGCUCAUUGGGACUUGUUUGCUUCGACUACCGUUCCUCCACAUGCGGUGCCGCAUCCGCGAAUACACCGACAACAUCCUGUCUGUUUUGAACUGCGUAACCGAUGCGCCAACAAUGCGGAUGUGUUAUGAGGCGAUUGGCUCUUCCGGUGGCACAUACAUUGCCCUUGAAGCCGUCACCCAAGUCGUCGAAUACACGCGGAGAGAUGUCCGGGCCGACUGGCUGAUGACUCCUACCAUUACGGGAACCCCAGUCGUGGUUCCGGGCUUAUAUGGGCGCCCUAGCACCCCGGAGCACAGGGAAUUUGGGGCAAAAUCUUUUCUGCUAGCAGAGAAAUUAUUGAAGGACGGCGAACUCAAGAAUCAUCCCCUGGAUAUAAGGGACGGGGGCUUGGCGAAGAUCCCUACAUAUGUGAAUGAUCUGCGUGUUGGGAAUGUGCGAGGCAAGAGAAUGAUCGUGCCGUUGGUUGAUGCGUAG